Molecule: messenger RNA, 510 nt
Organism: Enterobius vermicularis (human pinworm)
Lineage: Eukaryota; Metazoa; Nematoda; Chromadorea; Rhabditida; Oxyuridae
Source: the annotation of a GenBank genome assembly
UUGUCGUUUAUAUUAGCAAUCUGCUCAGACCGUAAUGUUACUACAGCCGCCUGGACAGAACAUAUAUCGUUUGCUGCCGCUCUCAUUUCAUUUGGCCUUCUUCUCGGAUACGUUUGUUUUCCACAUUUAACGCUAAGGGAUGAACAAACCAGAGAAGGACUUAUUGUUGUGGAACUGAUCUUCUACGGGAUAUACACAUUGUUAUUCUUUAUAGCAAUAUGGUUGAUGGUUCAUUUGUCAGCAAGUUGGAUGACAUAUGGGAGAGGAUCAGCCAUUAUUGACGCUAUUUUAUGUGUUGCGUUAACACUUAUAUUCGGUAUUGAAACGGUGAUGAAGUUUCGUGCAUGGAAAGGAGAAAAUGUUUCACAGUCUACGGUUCUGGAAACUGCAGGCGCCAGCAGCAAGACGCAGUCUCGGCGUGUUUAUGCGAGUGAUCUAGAUCAGCCUCCUCAUAUUUUUAGCGGUGAAAUACGCGAAAUUCGCAGAACGCAGGGACCAGAAGCUCAGUAA